Messenger RNA from Capsella rubella, 2009 nucleotides. RefSeq names its product probable mannan synthase 7. The record is from RefSeq and is a predicted model, not a curated record. The transcript is spliced from 9 exons. Gene Ontology annotation, cellular component: Golgi apparatus. Gene Ontology annotation, molecular function: mannan synthase activity. Lineage: Eukaryota; Viridiplantae; Streptophyta; Magnoliopsida; Brassicales; Brassicaceae. The coding region runs from base 139 to 1803 and encodes 554 amino acids.
CUUAGCCCACUUGGCCGAUUGAAAAAAAUAUCCAGUUUUGACUCCAAAGAGGACUAGAGAGAGAAACAAAGAGAAAGACAGAGAGAGAGCUUCGUCGCCCACGAAGCAGAAGACUAUUCGUGGAAGAGAUAAUUCUCAAUGUCUCCUCUCCCAACCUUCCACCGUCUUCCUCACGACACGUUCUCCUCUCUUCUCCGCUCACUGUCUCAAGUUGGAAGUUCUACAGCAUCAGAGGCAUUCCUCAAAUCCGCUCCUACGUUUGAAGAUAUCAUUGCUCGAAUUGGACUAUGGUGGGAGAAAACAAGGGCUGUUGUUGUUGUUCCUGUCUUCAAGUUCCUGGUGGCUCUAUGCUUGAUCAUGUCUGUCAUGCUCUUCGUCGAGGUUAUGUACAUGGGCAUUGUCGUACUGUAUGUCAAGUUGUUCAAGAGGAAACCAGAGAAGGUUUACAAAUGGGAAGCUAUGGAGGAUGAUGUUGAGUUUGGCACUGCUACCUACCCUAUGGUUCUUGUGCAAAUUCCCAUGUACAAUGAAAAAGAGGUUUGUGAGCAAUCAAUUGCAGCUGCUUGCAAAAUCUCGUGGCCAUCUAAUCGUAUAAUAAUUCAAGUGCUUGAUGAUUCUACAGAUCCAGCCAGUAAGGAUUUGGUGAAAAAGGAGUGUGAGAGAUGGUCAAAAGAAGGCGUAAACAUAACGUUCGAGAUUAGGGACAACAGGAACGGAUAUAAAGCUGGUGCUCUGAGAGAAGGAAUGAAGCAUAGCUAUGUGAAGCAGUGUGACUAUGUUGCUAUCUUUGAUGCUGAUUUCCAGCCUGAUCCUGACUUCCUCCUCCGCACUGUUCCUUUCUUAAUUCACAAUCCCAAGUUAGCACUUGUACAAGGCCGGUGGGAGUUUGUGAACGCGGAUCAGUGCAUGAUGACGAGAUUGCAGGAGAUGUCUCUGAGUUACCACUUUACAGUAGAGCAGCAAGUUGGAUCUUCAACUUUUGCCUUCUUCGGGUUCAACGGAACAGCUGGCGUCUGGAGAAUCUCAGCACUGAAUGAGUCAGGGGGAUGGAAUGACCAGACAACAGUAGAAGACAUGGACUUAGCUGUGCGAGCUACACUGAGAGGCUGGAAGUUGCUAUAUAUCGAUGAUCUCAAGGUAAAAAGUGAGUUACCUUGCUCCUUCAAUGCCUUGCGUAGUCAGCAGCAUCGAUGGACUUGUGGCCCUGCGAAUCUAUUCAGGAAAAUGGCUGGAAAAAUAAUAAGAAACGAAAAUGUUUCUCUAUGGAAGAAGUUGUAUAUGUUGUACAGCUUCUUCUUCAUGCGGAAGAUCGUGGCGCACGUCCUCACAUUCUGCUUCUACUGUGUUAUCUUGCCAGCAACUGUUUUGUUCCCAGAAGUCACAGUUCCCAAAUGGGCCGCGUUUUAUCUUCCUUCUUUAAUCACUCUCUUUAUCGCAAUUGGUAGACUAAGAUCAAUCCACCUUUUGGCAUUCUGGGUUCUGUUCGAGAAUUCAAUGUCCCUGGUUCGAACAAAGGCUCUUGUCAUGGGGCUGUUAGAAACAGGAAGAGUACAAGAAUGGGUUGUGACAGAGAAAUUAGGUGAUACUCUCAAGACGAAGCUAAUUCCACAAGUACCUAGCGUCAGAUUCAGAGAGAGGGUGCAUUUGCUGGAGCUAUUGGUUGGAGCGUACCUGUUGUUCUGCGGAAUCUACGACAUCAUCUAUGGGAAGAACACACUCUAUGUGUACCUUCUAUUUCAGUCAAUAGCCUUCUUCGUGGUUGGUUUUGGAUAUGUAGGAAAAUAUGUUCCUGCUUCCUCUUAACAUAGAUAGGAUUAUAAAGAGACAGAGUUCUCUCAAUAUGGUUCAGAAGGUUUUUUUGUUGAUAUCAUAUUGAGAACAGAGCCUAUAUAUAUACUUGGCCAACGUGGACAAAAUAGGUCACUUGUAUUAACACUUGGCUUCUUUUUUGUAAACAACGAAGCUCAAAUGUGACCAAUACAUAUUCCCCUCAAAAUAUUUGUGUUGAA